CACUCUUCCCGAAAUUUCUCGAAAACUUACAACUCUUCCAUUUAUAAACCCAUUCACUCGCUCUGCUUCUGCAUCUUUCAUUUAACUGUCAUUUGCUUUCCUCUUUGCUACUACUCAAGACACCGUGUAACGACUUUCUUCGUUAUCUGUAAAAGGUUCUUUAUUGUCAAAAAUGGCUGCCAUGCUUACGGCUGUGAACGCCUUUUCGUCUCCGUCAGCAUUAUCCAGAACUGGAGCGGCUUCUAGCAACGCAAUUUGCCCUCCAGUUAGCAAGAUUUCAUUGUGUAAAGCAGGGGCGAGCUCUCCAUCCUCCAGGCGCCCUGUAAAUUCUCUUUUGGUGAGGGCAGAGAGUAAAGAUCACGCAGUUGAUGUACGCAAAUCAGGCAAAGAAGUGCAGAAAAAGGCCAGGGUAGCAAAUAUUUCGCCCUACGGGCUUGUGAAUCCUUUAUCUCCAAUGUCAAGUAUGAGGCAGAUGCUGGAUACUAUGGACCGGCUUUUUGAGGACUCAUUUACGAUCCCUUCGUCGAGGCCUUCGAGAGACAACACGUUGAGGGUUCGAACCCCAUGGGAUAUGAUGGAGACUGAAAAUGAACUGAAAAUGAGGUUCGAUUUGCCUGGAUUGUCGAAGGAGGACGUCAAGGUGUCAAUUGAUGACGGCUUUCUGGUUAUCAAAGCAGAGCAGAAACAAGAGAAAAGGGAUGCCGAUUCUUGGUCCAGUAGAAGCCACACAUCCUACAAUACAAAGCUUAUGCUGCCUGACAACUGCGAGACUGAUAAGAUUAGGGCGGAAUUGGAGAAUGGCGUUCUAAAUAUCACCAUUCCCAAGUCAAAAGCGGAUUCCAAAGUGUUUGAUGUUAAGAUCGAUUGAGAUUCGUCCAUGAGAGGGGAACAUGAAGAUUUUGUUCAAGGUUUCUAGUCUGAUGGAAAAAUUUCAGACGCGAAACUUCCUGCAAUGUUAUUUCAAUUUUUGCUUUGUUUUUCAGUUUUCUUUACUGCACACAGACAUUCAAGAACUAAAUGUUGUUUUCGUAUAAUGGGCUGACACGCGUGUACCUAGAAGAAAUGUAUACCUGUGUGUCUACAAUAAGAAUACGUAUGUUUGUGUAUCUGCACCAAGAAAUGUAUAUUUCUUAAACUUAAUAAAUCAGGUUUCCACAUUUUUAAGAAA
Molecule: messenger RNA, 1168 nt
Organism: Cryptomeria japonica (Japanese cedar)
Lineage: Eukaryota; Viridiplantae; Streptophyta; Pinopsida; Cupressales; Cupressaceae
Product: small heat shock protein, chloroplastic
Exons: 3
Coding region: 173-868 (231 amino acids)
Biological process (GO): response to heat
Source: RefSeq, a predicted model, not a curated record